This is a messenger RNA of Cotesia glomerata, 880 nucleotides long. It is a transcript of the gene RpL10Ab, whose product is annotated as 60S ribosomal protein L10a. The record is from RefSeq and is a predicted model, not a curated record. Gene Ontology annotation, molecular function: structural constituent of ribosome; RNA binding. Gene Ontology annotation, cellular component: large ribosomal subunit. Bases 130 to 783 code for a protein of 217 amino acids. The transcript has 4 exons. Gene Ontology annotation, biological process: translation. NCBI's taxonomy places the organism in Eukaryota, Metazoa, Arthropoda, Insecta, Hymenoptera, Braconidae.
GUAACUAAAUUUAUUUCUCCCACGUUUGUGCCACCAUUUGUGCCAGCGCUGGUUCUCAUACCACCUUUCAUUUUUGGACCGUCGAGAUAGUUAGAUCGUGUCUUCUGACGGUCGUCGUUUUUUUUAACAAUGACGUCCAAAGUAUCGCGUGACACUCUUUACGAGUGCGUAAACGGAGUCAUCCAGAGCUCCAAAGACAAGAAGCGUAAGUUUCUGGAGACAGUGGAGCUCCAAAUUGGAUUGAAGAACUAUGACCCGCAGAAAGACAAACGUUUCUCAGGCACGGUCAAGUUGAAGAACAUCCCAAGACCAAAAAUGCAAGUAUGCAUUCUUGGAGAUCAACAGCAUUGUGACGAAGCCAAGGCUAACAAUGUUCCUUUCAUGGACGCCGAGGCUCUUAAAAAACUAAACAAGAACAAAAAACUCGUCAAGAAGCUCGCCAAAAAAUACGACGCAUUCUUGGCCAGUGAGUCGUUGAUCAAGCAGAUCCCACGUCUGCUGGGUCCGGGUUUGAACAAAGCCGGUAAAUUCCCUGGGCUUUUGUCUCAUCAGGAAUCAAUGAUGGGCAAAAUCGACGAAGUCAAGGCUACCAUCAAGUUCCAGAUGAAGAAAGUACUCUGUUUGUCUGUCGCAGUCGGCCACGUUGAGAUGUCCGAAGAUGAGCUCGUUCAGAACGUUCACUUGUCGAUCAACUUCCUUGUCUCUCUGCUGAAGAAGCACUGGCAGAACGUACGCUCUCUUCACAUAAAAUCUUCGAUGGGUCCUCCUCAACGAUUGUACUGAUUUAUUUUAAUAUUAUUGAUUAAAAUUAUCGAUGCCGACUCUGUCAUCUUGUUAGCAUCUUUUUAUUCAAUUGAAUAAUAAAUUUAUUUAAAAAUUA